Molecule: messenger RNA, 2718 nt
Organism: Diaporthe citri
Lineage: Eukaryota; Fungi; Ascomycota; Sordariomycetes; Diaporthales; Diaporthaceae
Exons: 9
Coding region: 1-2718 (905 amino acids)
Biological process (GO): glutathione metabolic process
Cellular component (GO): cytosol
Molecular function (GO): 5-oxoprolinase (ATP-hydrolyzing) activity
Source: RefSeq, a predicted model, not a curated record
AUGGCUGGCCCAACAUUAGAAAGACCGAUCCGGAUAUCCAUAGACCGCGGCGGCACCUUUACGGAUUGCGUAGCCGUCAUCACAGGCCAGGAAGAUAUCGUUAUCAAGAUCCUGUCUGUGGACCCGCGCAACUACCCAGAUGCGCCCACUGAAGCUAUCAGACUGGUGUUGGAGAGAUUCUAUGGCAAGGCGAUCCCACGAGGAGCCAAGCUGGACUUGAAGGACGUCGAAUGGGUUCGUAUGGGCACAACCGUUGCUACAAAUGCCUUGCUUGAGCGUAAGGGUGAGAGGACAGCCUUCCUCGUCACCCGCGGCUUUAAGGAUGUGCUCCAGAUCGGGAACCAGUCCCGGCCGUACAUGUUCGACCUCGCCAUCAGGCGGCCGUCUCCGCUGUACUCGGAUGCUUUCGAAGUCGACGAGCGGGCCGUCCUCCAGUCAUGUGCGGACUCAGACUUGCGGACGAUGAGGCUGGAGCCCCCUGAGCCGCUGGAAACUGUCGUCGGGACCUCGGGCGAGACAGUCCAGGUCGUCGAGCACCUCGACACCGGGAAAACGCGCGAUUAUCUGAGGAGGAUUUACGACGAGGGGUUCCGGUCUAUUGCCGUCUGCCUGAUGCACUCGUACAUAUUUCCCCGCCAUGAGCUCCAGAUCGCAGAGCUUGCCCGCGAGGUCGGCUUCGAACACAUCACGCUGUCGCACCAGGUCUCCCAGCGGCCGAAGCUGGUGCCGAGGGGGAACUCGGUCGUCGUCGAUGCCUACCUCACCCCGGCUAUCAAGAAGUACCUCAGCCAGUUCUCAGCCAGCUUCCCGGGCCUCGAGCAGUCCGGCGCCAGGCUCGAGUUCAUGCAGUCGGACGGUGGUCUCGUGCCGGCCUCAACACUGAGAGGCCUGCACUCGAUCCUCUCCGGGCCCGCUGGUGGCGUGGUGGGAUACUCGCAGACAUGCUACGACGAGGCCGACAAGGUGCCCACUAUCGGUUUCGACAUGGGCGGCACGAGCACCGAUGUGAGCCGUUACGACGGGAAGCUGGACCAUAUCUUCGAGACGACGACCGCUGGCAUCAGUAUCCACGCCCCACAGCUCAACUCGUCUGACAGCCCUGCCGUGGUGCCAAAGCCCUCCUCGCUUGUGGUAGACGUCAGCCCACCACAGGCACACAAUAUCAGCACGGCCGUGCUCGACCCAGUGGCCCUGUCUGUCUUCCGCCAUCGCUUCAUGGGCGUGGCCGAGCAGAUGGGAAGGGUGCUGCAGAACUUCAGCGUCAGCGCCAACAUCAAGGAGCGCCUGGACUUCAGCUGCGCCAUCUUCACGCCCGAUGGCUCCCUUGUUGCAAAUGCGCCUCACGUUCCGGCCAUGAUUGGAACCUUUGGUGGUACACACUUGCCGGACUUGACCAUUGUCACGCCCGUUUUUGACGCACAAGGCAAAGAAAUCGUCUUUUGGGCUGCGUCCCGAGGCCACCACGCCGAUGUCGGUGGUAUCCGUCCCGGUUCCAUGCCCCCAAGUUCGAAGUUCCUGUGGGAGGAGGGUGCCGUGUUCGAUUCUUUCCUGCUUGUACGCGACGGCGUAUUUGCAGAAAAAGAACUCCAGCGCCUGUUGUGCGAGGAGCCGGCCAAGAUGCCUGGUACAAGCGGAACCAGGUGCUUCCAAGACAACGUGACGGAUCUCAAGGCCCAGGUUGCGGCAAACCACACCGGCAUACGGCUGGUUCGUCAACUGAUCGAGGAAUAUACGAUGGAUGUCGUCCAGAUGUACAUGGGAGCCAUCCAAGACUCGGCCGAACUGGCCAUCCGCAACCUGUUCAAGAAGCUCGCCGUAAAGACCCAGGGCUCCGGGCUGCACGCCAUAGACCACAUGGACGACGGGACCCCAAUACAGCUCCAGGUGACCAUCGACGCCGACUCGGGCUCCGCACUCUUCGACUUCACCGGCACGGGGCCCGAGGUCUACGGCAACUGGAACGCGCCCGAGGCCAUCUGCAACUCGGCCGUCAUCUACGCCCUCCGCUGCAUGGUCGACUCGGACAUCCCGCUCAACCACGGCUGCAUCCGGCCCAUGACCCUCGUCACCCCGGAGCAUUCCUUACUCAAACCCGAGCCACCGCGCCGCCGUCGCAUCGUCGACGUCAUCUUCCGCGCCUUCGGCGCCUGCGCCGCCAGCCAGGGCUGCAUGAACAACCUCACCUUCGGCCUCGACGGCGAGGGCGGCUUCGGGUACUACGCGACCAUCGCCGGCGGCAGCGGGGCCGGCCCUUCGUGGCACGGGACCAGCGGUGUCCAUACCAACAUGACAAACACCCGCAUCACAGACCCGGAGUCCCUCGAGCGCAGAUACCCCGUCGACCGGGAGCGGCGCGGCCAGGGGGCGUACCGCGGGGGCGAGGGCGUCAUCCGCGACGUCGGCUCCCGGGUCCCAAUGUCGGCGUCCAUCCCAUCUGAGCGGAGGAGCUUCGCCCCGUACGGCAUGGAAGGGGGCGGUGAGGGAGGCCGGGGUCGUAAUACCUGGGUCCAGAGGGAUGGCCGGCGCAUUAAUAUCGGAGGCAAGAACUCGAUCAAGGCUGACGCUGGCGACAGGCUGGUGGUUGAAACGCCUGGAGGCGGUGGUUAUGGCGUGAUCCAAGAUGGAGGAAAGGAAGAACAGCCCCAAACCAUGACAUCCUUUGUUCCCGUUGCCGGAGGUAGUGUAGGGGCGACAAGGGAUCUUGCAGAGCAGGUGUGA